CCGCGCCGCCCGUGCGCCCGGACAGGCUCGGCCCGUGAGCACCACGCGCGCCCACCCCGCUUGCUCCCUGCUCUGCAGCCGCCGCCGCCGGAGGCAUGGAGAAGGCCGCGCCCCAGGGCUGCUGAGCCGCGCCCCCCGCACCAUGACCGGCUCGGCGGCCGACACUCACCGCUGCCCGCACGCCAAGGGCGCCAAAGGCACGCGGUCCCGGAGCAGCCACGCGCGGCCCGUGAGCCUGGCGCCCGUGAGCGGGGGCUCGGAGGAAGAGGACCGCGACGGUGGGACGCUCUUCCACGUCAACAAGGGCGGCUUCCCCAUCGACAGCCGCACCUGGGAGCGCAUGUGGCUGCACGUGGCCAAGGUGCACCCCCAGGGGGGCGAGAUGGUGGGUGCCAUCCGGAAUGCCGCCUUCCUGGCAAAGCCCUCCAUCCCACAGGUUCCCAACUACAGACUGUCUAUGACCAUCCCCGACUGGCUUCAGGCCGUCCAGAACUACAUGAAGACCCUGCAAUACAACCACACGGGGACCCAGUUCUUUGAGAUCAGAAAGAUGAGACCCCUGAGCGGGCUGAUGGAGACCGCCCGGGAGAUGACCCGAGAGUCACUGCCCAUCAAAUGCCUGGAGGCUGUCAUCCUGGCCAUCUACCUGACCAAUGGGCAGCCGGCCGUGGAGCGCUUCCCCAUCAGCUUCAAGACCUGCUUCUCAGGGAGCUACUUCCACCACGUGGUGCUUGGCAUCUACUGCCAGGGCCGCUAUGGCUCUCUGGGCAUGAGCCGCCGGCCUGAGCUCAUGGACAAGCCGCUGGCCUUUCGCACACUCAGUGACCUGGUCUUCGACUUUGAGGACUCUUACCGCAAGUACCUGCACACGGUGAAGAAGGUGAAGGUGGGCCUGUAUGUGCCCCAUGAGCCGCACAGCUUCCAGCCCAUCGAGUGGAAGCAGCUGGUACUCAAUGUGCCCAAGAUGCUGCGGGCAGAUCUGAGGAAGGAGCUUGAGAGGCACGCCCGGGACAUGCGGAUGAAGAUCCUGAAACCCGCAAGCACCCAGUCCUCGAGCCAAGUGAGAAUUCGGGGCAAGUCCCUGUCUCCCCGAAGGAGGCAGGGCAGUCCCCAACGGCGACAGGGCCGGAGGGACAAGGCGUCAGUGCUGCCGGAGAAGGUGCCUGAACUCGGUGGCCUAAACGAAGUGGGUUACCAGAUCCGCAUCUAGCUUACGGGCUUCUCUGCACCUGGGUCAAUCCCAGG
Messenger RNA from Suncus etruscus (white-toothed pygmy shrew), 1245 nucleotides. It is a transcript of the gene VASH2, whose product is annotated as vasohibin 2. The record is from RefSeq and is a predicted model, not a curated record. Gene Ontology annotation, biological process: regulation of angiogenesis. NCBI's taxonomy places the organism in Eukaryota, Metazoa, Chordata, Mammalia, Eulipotyphla, Soricidae. The transcript is spliced from 8 exons. The coding region runs from base 143 to 1210 and encodes 355 amino acids. Gene Ontology annotation, cellular component: cytoplasm.